GCAUCAGCACUGUCCUGAGUCAGGACUGUCCUGACCCGUCCUUUCGCUUCCGGUAAUCAUGCCAUUUCAAAGAUUCGUAGAAUCGGGCCGCGUUGCCUAUGUGAGUGAUGGCUCGCAUCAAGGCAAACUUGUUGCGAUAGUGGACGUUAUUGACCAAAAUCGAGUUUUGGUUGAUGGUCCUACAUCGAGUGUCCCACGUUGUGAGAUGAGGUUAAGCCAGCUUCAUUUAACUAAAUUCCGUAUCCGUUUUCCAUAUACUGGAUCUACUCGUGUUGUACGUAAGGCAUGGGAAACCGCAAAUAUUAAUGAGCUUUGGAAACAGACUAUGUGGGCAAGGAAGGUUGAAGCUAAAAAGAAGCGCCUGGAACUUAGUGACUUUGACCGCUUUAAGUUAAGAAAAGCCAGACAGAUCCGUAACAAGUUGAGGACAGAUGUAUUUUACAGAUUAAAAAAGAAGGUAAAGAAAGCCAAGGCUGCUGCAGGAAAUAAAAAAGUUGAAAAAAAGUAAAUUUUUAUCAUAUGAAAUAAAUACCAAAUUAUCUUGUAACUGCA
Molecule: messenger RNA, 552 nt
Organism: Dufourea novaeangliae
Lineage: Eukaryota; Metazoa; Arthropoda; Insecta; Hymenoptera; Halictidae
Gene: RpL14
Product: 60S ribosomal protein L14
Exons: 4
Coding region: 59-508 (149 amino acids)
Biological process (GO): ribosomal large subunit biogenesis; translation
Cellular component (GO): cytosolic large ribosomal subunit; ribosome
Molecular function (GO): RNA binding; structural constituent of ribosome
Source: RefSeq, a predicted model, not a curated record